GACAACCGCGUUAUUGGCAGGCGCCUGCCACUGUCUUCCACGCACACAACAGUCUCUCAUAGCUCAGCCUCUGGCACGGGCAAGUGCGGCUCCAGCGUUAAAGAAACCUUUCACUCUCAGGGCGAUAUGGAGGACGACCCAAAUCAGCACAUAAAGGAGGGGAACGGGGUGGUCCAGCGGGUCAUUCGGAUUGGAACCAGAAAGAGUCAGCUUGCUGUCAUUCAGACAGAGAGUGUGGCUAAAAAACUCAAGGAGUUGUAUCCUGGUGUUGACCUGAAGACGGUCGCCAUGUCUACAUUAGGAGACAAAAUCCUGGACACAGCUUUGUCAAAGAUUGGAGAGAAAAGCCUUUUCACAAAGGAGCUGGAGAAUGCUCUUGAAAGAAAUGAGGUUGACCUCGUAGUGCACUCACUCAAGGAUCUUCCCACAGUACUGCCUGAGGGCUUCACCAUUGGAGCUGUGCUCAAGCGUGAAAACCCUCACGACGCAGUUGUCCUCCAUCCGAAGAAUGCAGGACAAACCCUGGACACGCUGCCAGCAAAGAGCGUGAUUGGCACCAGUUCACUCCGCCGUGCUGCUCAGCUCAAGAAAAGAUUUCCUCACCUGGAGUUUAAGGACAUUAGAGGGAACCUGAACACGCGGCUAAAGAAGCUGGAUGAGAAGGACGACUUUGCCGCCAUUAUCCUGGCUGCAGCUGGAAUGCGUCGCAUGGGGUGGGAGGGCCGCAUCAGUCAGGUUCUGGGCCCUGAUGAUUGCAUGUAUGCUGUUGGGCAGGGGGCACUGGCAAUAGAGGUGAGGGCUCAAGACCGGGACAUUGUGGACAUGGUGUCUGUGCUGAACGACUUGGACACUGUUCUGCGCUGCAUCGCCGAGAGGGCCUUCCUCAAACACCUGGAAGGUGGCUGCAGUGUCCCAGUUGCUGUUCACACAGAACUUAAGGACUUCAAGCUCUGCCUCACUGGGGCUGUGUACAGUCUAGAUGGUUCAGACAACCUGAAAGAGACCAUGUGGACCAGUGUGACUCCAGCCAAUCAGGUGGAAGAGGUGGUCAGUGAGGGGGUCCAGCACGUGGGGGUCACCGCCCGCAAUGUGCCGGGAGGGGCCCAGGAAGCAGCGGAGAAGCUGGGGGUGGACCUGGCCACGCUGCUGCUGGAGAGGGGAGCGGGAGAGAUCUUGAAGGCGGCCCGGCAGCACAACGAGGCCCGGUAACUCUGCCCUGGGGCCCGGGUCGGCUCCACGCUCGCAGGACUUCCUGUCUGGGCGUAGGCAGAGAGGGGCUGCUGGUUUGGACCGUCACCACCCACCUGCAUGUCCGAACUCAGAGACACACUGUCCACCUUCCCAUCGGCCCACUCAGCUUCACCGACCCCUCUCUGAUGAGCUUAAUCUAACACAUCUUCUGAUCAACCGAGAAGUGGAACCAACGCAACAUUAGUCAUUAUUCUCAGAGGAAAUUGGAAGUGCAAGGGGUUUUAGUAUCUGCAAUGGAGUCUCAUCCAAACAAGGAUCUUCUCAGUAAAUAUUUUGUCUGAUCAGAUGAAUACUAUGGAGAUUAGUAGUUUGGGAUUGUUUUCCGCUUUCUGUUUUGGGGGGAAAAACAUCUCAAAUUUGAAGAUGGAAGCAACUGCACGACAUUAAAUAUUUGUCAGACCAGAAACUAAGCAGCAGAAGCAAGAACUUCUUCAGUCCAACAAAGGCACUGACCUUAAUGAAAAGUGGAUGCCUGGAAUGUGUACAUUUUAAGUGUUUUAUAUUUACAUUCCAUGU
Conger conger (European conger) is the source of this 1767-nucleotide messenger RNA. RefSeq names its product hydroxymethylbilane synthase a (gene hmbsa). Lineage: Eukaryota; Metazoa; Chordata; Actinopteri; Anguilliformes; Congridae. The record is from RefSeq and is a predicted model, not a curated record. Bases 127 to 1209 code for a protein of 360 amino acids. Gene Ontology annotation, molecular function: hydroxymethylbilane synthase activity. The transcript has 14 exons. Gene Ontology annotation, cellular component: cytoplasm. Gene Ontology annotation, biological process: heme biosynthetic process.